AGUCUCUGCUCGGUGGCCCGGGAGAGCUGAGUUCCCUGUCCGGCGCCGUGGAACGGCAGCUGAACGAAACGCUGCGGCGACGCCGGCACGCGGGAGGCGACGACUACAACAUCGAGGUGCUGCUGGGCGUGGACGACUCCGUGGUCCGAUUCCACGGCAAGGAACACGUUCAAAACUACCUCCUCACCCUCAUGAACAUCGUGAAUGAGAUUUACCACGACGAGUCGCUGGGCGUCCACAUCAACGUCGUGCUGGUGCGGAUGAUCAUGCUGGGCUACGCGAAGUCCAUUAGCUUGAUCGAAAGGGGGAAUCCCUCGAGAAGCCUGGAGAACGUCUGCCGCUGGGCGUAUCAGCAGCAGAAGCCGGAUCCCAGUCACUCCGAGCACCACGAUCAUGCCAUCUUCUUAACCAGGCAAGAUUUUGGGCCCGCAGGUAUGCAAGGAUACGCUCCUGUUACUGGCAUGUGUCACCCGGUGCGGAGCUGUACUCUCAACCACGAGGAUGGGUUUUCAUCAGCUUUUGUUGUUGCUCACGAAACCGGUCACGUGCUGGGCAUGGAGCACGACGGGCAGGGGAACCGAUGCGGGGACGAGACGGCGAUGGGCAGCGUGAUGGCCCCCCUCGUGCAGGCGGCCUUUCACCGCUACCACUGGUCCCGCUGCAGCGGCCAGGAGCUCAAGAGAUACAUCCACUCUUAUGACUGUCUUCUCGACGACCCUUUCGAACACGAUUGGCCCAAGCUUCCUGAACUACCAGGCAUCAAUUAUUCCAUGGACGAGCAGUGCCGCUUUGAUUUUGGCGUUGGCUAUAAGAUGUGCACGGCGUUCCGAACCUUUGACCCGUGCAAGCAGCUGUGGUGUAGCCAUCCAGACAACCCCUAUUUCUGCAAGACGAAGAAAGGACCUCCCCUCGACGGGACAGAGUGUGCCCCUGGAAAAUGGUGCUACAAAGGUCACUGCAUGUGGAAGAACGCCAACCAGCUGAAGCAGGACGGCAACUGGGGACCCUGGACGAAAUUUGGCUCCUGCUCACGGACCUGCGGAACUGGAGUUCGCUUUCGAACGCGGCAGUGCAACAAUCCGGUGCCCAUUAACGGAGGCGAAGACUGCGCUGGUGUCAAUUUUGAGUUUCAGCUCUGCAACACGGAGGAGUGCCCGAAGCACUUUGAGGACUUCAGAGCGCAGCAGUGUCAGCAACGCAAUUCCCACUUCGAGUAUCAGAACAGCAAGCACCACUGGCUGCCCUACGAACACCCCGACGCUCACAAGAGGUGUCACCUGUACUGCCAGUCCAAAGAAACCGGAGAUGUUGCCUCCAUGAAGCAGCUGGCCCACGACGGGACUCGCUGCUCCUACAAAGACCCCUACAGCAUCUGCGUCCGCGGAGAGUGCGUGAAAGUGGGCUGUGACAAGGAAAUCGGCUCCAAUAAGGUGGAAGACAAGUGCGGCGUCUGCGGCGGGGACAACUCACACUGCCGAACGGUGAAGGGCACCUUCACCCGCACUCCCAAAAAGCUCGGGUACCUUAAGAUGUUUGAUAUCCCUCCUGGUGCUCGACAUGUGUUUGUCCAAGAAGACGAGGCUUCUCCUCACUUUCUUGCAAUCAAGAACCAGGCUACAGGACACUACAUUCUGAAUGGGAAAGGGGAGGAGGCCAGAUCCCGAUCCUUCAUCGACCUGGGCGUGGAAUGGGAGUACAACAUCGAAGACGACAUAGAGACGCUCCACACCGCCGGGCCCUUGCACGAUGCGGUGGUCGUGCUGAUCAUCCCCCGGGAGAACGACACAAGAUCUAGCCUGACCUACAAAUACAUCAUUCAUGAGGAUUCGGUACCAACCAUCAACAGCAACAACGUCCUUCAGGAAGAGAUCGAUACUUUCGAGUGGGCGUUGAAGAGUUGGUCGCAGUGCUCCAAACCCUGCGGUGGAGGGUUCCAGUACACCAAAUACGGGUGCCGCAGGAAAAGCGAUAACAAAAUGGUCCAUCGCAGCUUCUGCGAAGCCGGCAAAAAGCCAAAGCCCAUUCGGAGGAUGUGCAACCUUCAGGAGUGCACCCAGCCCCUCUGGGCAGCAGAUGAGUGGGAGUACUGCACCAAGACCUGUGGGAAUUCCGGCUACCAGAUCCGUACGGUGCGUUGCGUUCAACCCCUUCACGACGGCGCCAACCGCUCCGUCCAUUUCAAGUACUGCGGCGGAGAGCGGCCGGAGAGCCGCCGGCCCUGCAACCGGGUGCCCUGCCCCGCGCAGUGGAAGGCUGGGCCCUGGUCCCAGUGUUCCGUGACCUGCGGGGAGGGAACCGAGACCCGGCAGAUCGUGUGCCGUGCUGGUGACCGGUGCGAGGGAGAAAAGCCGGAAUCGGCGCGGGUGUGUAAACUCGCUCCAUGCAACGAUGAGCCCUGUAUGGGAGACAAAUCCAUCUUCUGCCAGAUGGAAGUCCUUGCCCGUUACUGCUCCAUCCCGGGCUACAACAAGCUGUGCUGCGAGUCCUGCAGCAAGCGCAGCAGCACCCUCCCACCGCCGUUCCUGACCCAAGCUGCUGAAACCCAAGAGGACGUGAUGUUUGAUGGGAGCGAUCUGCCCCAGGCUUUGAUGGUGCCAACUCCUGUAGCGCCCCACUACGCACAGCUCCUGCCUGGCAGAAGUUCUCCGGACAGGCUUCCCUUUGCGGAAGAGGACACAGGUACGCACGUCUCCCCACCCAACGCCAAGCCCAAAGGUGCUGAAUUUCCGCAGCGGAGAGCUCCUCAGGCACGGAAGGCUCCCGGGCUCUUUGCUUUGCUCCACCAGUCGCCUGCCAACAGCAGCAGCCUCGGUCCUCGUAACGCCCUUGCGUUGGCAGCAGCUCUUCCUGCAGGGCCAGCUGGUAACACCACAGCGGGUGCCCCUUCUCCGUCGAGAACCUCCAGGAAGAGCGAGAAACACGUUGGGAAGAGCUGGCCUUCGAGGUCCUCCACUGUGGAACGAUGA
Tauraco erythrolophus (red-crested turaco) is the source of this 2966-nucleotide messenger RNA. The record is from RefSeq and is a predicted model, not a curated record. NCBI's taxonomy places the organism in Eukaryota, Metazoa, Chordata, Aves, Musophagiformes, Musophagidae.